UCUCUCAAAUAACUUCCGGCAACCGAGCUGCAGGAGAGCAGCUCGGUGUUGGAUUUUAUAAGGAGAAAAAGAAUCUCAGACGGUGGUUUUGACGGCCGUUGUUCUUCUUUGAUAGCUUUUUAGCGGGAAAGAAAGUUAUUUUGGCCGUUCCGAAGAGAGGCAAAAGAAAAGGAAAUAAAGAAGAUUUGUUAUUUCUGAAUUCAAAUGGGAAAGAAGGAAACAAUUAGAAAGAAAUCUCCUCCUCCUACUAAUCAACCUGUUAAGGAUGUUUAUCCAACGCCACCUCCAUUACCAGUUAAAGCUCCGAAUAAUGGGCGGAAGAAUGGAUCAACCACAACAGGGAACAACUGUGCUUCAACUACCACCAAGGAUUUAUGGGAUGAUCUCUUUGAUGGAGGAUAUAGAGCAGACGUUACCAUCAAAACAGAUAACGGUGACAUCAUCUAUGCACAUGCUAAUGUUCUUGGCAUGGCUUCCCCAGUUUUAAGAGGCAUGUUGAAAAGAGCAAAAGGAUGUGGCGAAAAGAAACCAAUUUCCAUCCAUGGUGUUCAUCAAGAUGCAGUUCGAGUUUUUAUCCGAUUCUUGUACUCUUCCUGUUAUGAAAAUGAAGAAAUGAAAGAAUUUGUGGUGCCAUUGCUGGUGCUGUCUCACGCAUAUAAUGUGCCUCGAUUGAAGCGAGUUGUUGAAGUAGAAUUGGAGCAUGGAUUGCUGAAUACAGAAAACGUAGUUGAUAUUUUCCAGCUUUCAUUACUCUGCAAUGCACCUCGGCUAACUCUGAUUAGUCACCGAAUGAUCUUAAAGAACUUCAAGGCUGUUGUUGCUACUAAAGGAUGGAGUUCGAUGAGGAACAGUCAUCCAGGACUCGAAAAAGAGCUUCUGGAAUCAGUGAUUGAAGAAGAGAACAAUCAAAAGGAGAAAAUCAGAAAAUCGAAGGAACAGAAGAUCUAUCUUGAAUUAUUUGAAGCAAUGGAGGCUCUUGUUCAUAUUUGCAGAGAUGGUUGCAGAACAAUUGGUCCACACGAUAAGGAUUUCACCCAGAACCAAGCACCUUGCAAAUAUAGAGCCUGCAAAGGGCUCGAAUUGCUCGUUCGUCACUUCGCCGGUUGCAAAUUGAGAGUCCCCGGCGGCUGCAUUCAUUGCAAGAGAAUGUGGCGGCUGCUGGAGUUACACUCCCGUCUCUGUGCUGAUUCAAAAGUUUGUAGAGUUCCUUUAUGCAGGAAUUUCAAGGAAAAGAUAAGGAAACAAAGCAAGAAGGAUGAGAUCAAGUGGAAACUACUAGUGAAGAAGAUUUUGAGAACAAAGAGGAUUAGAGGAAGUGUAUCAUUCCUUGUGUCCUCUAAUUCCAUCUCUUCAUGACGAUCAAUAGUAUGCAGUGGGAUUUGCUACAUGACAUGACUAUCAAAGGUUCGAGAAAAAUUAUUUCAGACAUCUUACUCAUCACGUCAUUUAUGAUCUUUACUGAUAAAAACAAUUCAUUUCACUAUUUUUUCUAGUUAUCAUUCACACUCUAUGUUUACAUGGAGAAAAAAAGUGAAGAUUCAUUCUUUGGGGGAAUAAAGUGAAAAUGGAGAAAGAGAUAAAAAAACAAUAGAGUAGAGAGAAAAAGUGUGAAUAAAUGUCGGUGAUUGAUCGGAAUCAUAAAUGACGUAGUGAGAUAGAUUCGUAUAAUAAUUUUUCAAGGUAACCACACUUACUGAAGUGGCAUUUAUUUGUAAAAAAAUGUAGUUAUUCCAUUUUUCUUCUUGUAAAAAAAAGGGGAGGA
This is a messenger RNA of Hibiscus syriacus, 1762 nucleotides long. Its product is annotated as BTB/POZ and TAZ domain-containing protein 4-like. Gene Ontology annotation, molecular function: protein binding. Lineage: Eukaryota; Viridiplantae; Streptophyta; Magnoliopsida; Malvales; Malvaceae. The coding region runs from base 205 to 1356 and encodes 383 amino acids. The transcript is spliced from 6 exons. The record is from RefSeq and is a predicted model, not a curated record.